This is a messenger RNA of Coniosporium apollinis CBS 100218, 1353 nucleotides long. RefSeq names its product salicylate hydroxylase. NCBI's taxonomy places the organism in Eukaryota, Fungi, Ascomycota, Dothideomycetes. Gene Ontology annotation, biological process: secondary metabolite biosynthetic process. The transcript has 2 exons. Gene Ontology annotation, molecular function: monooxygenase activity; FAD binding. The record is from RefSeq and is a predicted model, not a curated record. The coding region runs from base 1 to 1353 and encodes 450 amino acids.
AUGGACGCGGCGACACAGAACCUAAAGAUAUGCAUUAUCGGUGCUGGUAUGGGCGGUUUGACGUGCGCGCUAGCACUGGCGAAUGCGGGAUUCAAGAACAUCCAAGUUUAUGAGUUUGCCUCCAACUUAGGCUUUGUUGGCGCCGGCAUCCAGCUGGCUCCAAACAUGGCCAGAAUCCUAGAUAACCUAGGCGUUUGGGCCGAGAUCGAGAAGGAGGCUGUAGAUCUAAAAGACACCAGCAUCAGAGAGGGAGCCACCGAUAAGGAAUUGGCGCACGUGGACUUACGAUAUAUCCGGGGAACCUACAAGUAUCCACAUAUGGUCGGCCACAGAUCGUCAUUAGCCAACGCUCUCUACGAAGGUUGCAAGCGGGCCGAGAAGAGCAUCAAGUUUUUCUUUUCUACAAGUGUGGAAAAAGUGAAGACUUUCGCUCCCAAGCCAUCUUUCACAGCCAUACCCCGCAAAGGGGGUGAGCCGUACGAGGUUGAGGCGGACGUUCUUCUAGGUGCGGAUGGUGUCAAGAGCAACACCCGCGUUGAGAUGCUCAAAGAGCUCGGUAUUCAUGCUGAGGUCAAGGAUACUCAGCAGGCGGCGUACCGCAUCAUGCUACGCCGCGAGGAGAUGGAGAAAGACCCGGAGCUACUCGAGCUGAUCAACACCGAUGGGGUCAUCCGAUGGAUAGGAGAGAAGAGGCACAUCAUAGCCUAUCCUGUGUCUAAUAAGAACAUCUACAACUUAUCCACCAUUCAACCGGACGUCAACUUUGCGGCUGCCCCCUCGGCGACGUAUACGACAAAAGGAAGCAAGACUGCCAUGCUUCAGGUCUUCUCCGAUUUUUGCCCUAUGAUACAUCGCAUGCUCAACCUCGUGCCUGAGGGCGAAGUCUGUGAGUGGAAACUACGGGUCCACUCGCCUUUACCAACCUGGGUCCAUGGCUCCGUAGCUCUCGUUGGCGAUGCUUGUCAUCCAACUCUUCCACAUCUGGCGCAAGGCGCCGCCCAAGCCAUUGAAGAUGGCGCUGUCAUCGGUGUUGUGCUUUCACGCAUACCCGACCAGUCUCCCGAGUCCAUCAACAAGGCGCUACGCGUGUAUGAGAAGGUGAGAAAGGAGCGUGCAGAGAAGCUUGUAGAACUGGCAGCUGCGUCAGGGCGGGCUUUGCAUCUUGGAGAGGGCGAGGCGAAGGCGGAACGCGACAGACAGUUUGCGGCACUGAAGGAGGGGAAGGGUUCAGUGCCGGACAAGUGGGCAGAUGCGGAUGUGCAGAAGUACAUCUAUGGGGUUGAUGUCGUGCAAAAUGCGCAGGACACUUUUGACGAGGUCUUCGGGGCCAUGUCAACCAUGGCCCGCAUAUAG